Molecule: messenger RNA, 183 nt
Organism: Penicillium daleae
Lineage: Eukaryota; Fungi; Ascomycota; Eurotiomycetes; Eurotiales; Aspergillaceae
Exons: 2
Coding region: 1-183 (60 amino acids)
Source: RefSeq, a predicted model, not a curated record
AUGGAUGAGUGCACAGCACACCGGGGGAGAACAACAGAUGACAACACCAAGGUCGGCAAUUUCGAGGAGGAGGAGGAGGAGGAGGAGGCGGCGGCGGGAGGGAGGGUAGGGAAAGAGGGAGGUGAUCGGGAACGGGAGGAGGUUCUCAGGCACUUGUCAGGCCGAGACAGUCCAGUCCAGUGA